AUACUUAUACAAUAAAUAAUACUGUCUGUGUCGGCAGAGAGAGUAUUUUCGAACCAACUGUUUGGCGUUUAAUGUUUAUGUAUAUCUCAUGAUACAGUGACACGAGAAGCUAAAGGAAUAGUCGUGUUAAACUUUUUUAAUCGUUUUCUCACUGUUGAAACAUGGUCAACGACUGGUCACCAGAACCGCCGAGAGAAGCGGAGGAAGUGUCAUGUAAUAAUUCAGAAAUUGCGCCCUUUGGCUUAACUAGCUCAGACAGCGACGAUGACAGCGUUCAUCCUGAUGGUUAUGAACCACUAACUAAUAUGGCACUUGAAGAAGCAGAGAACGAAGUGACUGAUACCGACUCCUUUGGUGGUGACACUGAAUGGUUUGAGCAGCAGAAUGGUGAUGCGGAAAUAGAAUUGUCAAGAGAUUUAUUGCCACAAGCAAGUAAUGGCAGCAUCUCACAGCUUUGGGCCGGCCCAGCAAGGGACAUUGCGUUGGGAACAGAGGGAGCGGCUGCUGUGCGAGCUGCCAUGGAGGGCUUCAGCCUGCCUCCAACUGCAGUGCCUGCUUGGGCAUCCACCGUUCCAGAGGAGCAGUGGACAGACAUGCUGCGACAGCGGAUUACGACCUUGCAGCAGCACCGACAGCAGCGACAGACACAGGAAGAGUCACCUUCUGUUUGAGUGUCAGUGUGUAAAAGUGUUUGACUGAGAGACCACAGUGUGCAAGAUUCUGAACUCUAUAUGUGAAGCUUUUAAUGGAUGCUCAUUCUAUAGAAAUGUUUGCUGUUCUGGACUUUUAUUGCUUCCUGUAUAGUUGGCUGAGGGGAGGAAUCUGAGGGACUGAUUUUAUUUUAGUUUUACAAAUAUCGGUUGUUUGCAGACAGCUUUGUGAACAGACUGUGCAAAUAAGCUGUAUACACACAGUAGUAUAUAGAACCUUCUCUGACCAAUCAUUCAUUAUAUGCCAUGUUACACAAAUAAAAUUGGUGAAUAUAUUGUAGUGUUUGGUCCAAAUAUUUAAAAGAAGAAAUCUAAAGAAAAACUGGCAGUUCAGUAUUUAUGUCUGAAUGCUAGUGUGAACGUAAUUAUCGUUGAAAUUCUCAUACUGUACUGAAUGUUAGAAGUUGUUGGAAUUGCCAUUUUGUCAUGCGUGGGGAAAAGCGGUGGAAAACAUUUUUUAUCCAGGCAUAAAGUUGAAAACCAUCAUGCCUCCUUAAAUGUGUUAAAUAAUACAGUAAUAUUAUUCUCUUCUUUCUUCAUCUGCAUUAAACAAAUAGUAUCAACAUUUUGUUUCAUCUGCGUUAAACAAAUUGUAUCAACAUUUUGUCAUACAGUUGUCAUCAUAUGCAGUUAGGAUUAUUUAUCUCUACUUUGGACAAAUUAGGUAUCAUAAUUUAUUUAUGAGCAGAAAUAAUUUCCGGCUAUAUUAAUGCAAUAUUUAUUUUGUGUACUGGUGUUUUGAUUUCAAUGUCAUUAUUAGAGGUGCUUAUAAAACAUCUCAUAUGAAAAGCGCGUUGCAAAAUUCAUUAAAUAAAAGUGAAAGAUAGAGUAAUCCUUUUGUGUAAUACAAUAAGUUCAUAGAUUAGAUUUUUGUGAAAACUACAGUACCGCUCAUUAAUUUCAUUAAACAAUGGCUGUUAUCUGAUAUUUAAAGUAUGACCACAAACAAAGCUUUAUUCCUCCAAAAAUAUAAUUAUAUACACAUAUCCAUGUAUAAUACAAACAAAAAUAUUACACUUUACUUUCAUCAAAGUAUUCUCCUCUGGAUUAAAUGACUACCUCUCAAACUUGAGGCAUGUAGUCAAUAAGUUCUUAUAGGUAUUGAGAGUCUGUAUGAUUCCACACAUUCUAAAUGACAUUCCAGAGAUGUUCCUUGCUUGUUAUGUGAAAUUUUUGGAUAUGUCUGUCGACUAACUACACUCCAGACCAUUUCAAUAGGAUUAUAAUCAGGGCUUUGGGACGGCCACACCAUACCUUCCUGUACCUUGUGUUUUUCCUUCGGUGCAAUGUACUUCUUAUAGAACAUCGACCAAUGUUCAGGUCGUUAUGCUGUUACAAUGUGAACCCUUGCCCUAUUAAGUGCCACGUGUGUGGUAUCAUGGGAUAUUGAAGUAAUGUGGUGGUAAUGCUUCUGGUCCAUACACCUGUCUGGUUUCACAAUGUUCCCAACUCUGGCCGAGGCCAGCCAGAGACAGUGGUCAUGUGUGUGGGAUUUGUGCUUGCAUGAAUAUGUGUGUGUGUGGUUUAAUCCUAAAGAAUGCCUUUUGGUGAAAGCUUACUUGUUAAGUCUUCCUAUUAUUUCUGUCUGCGACCUAACACCAACAUCUCCACUAUAUGGUAUCAGUACUGUCAUUAUUCCAUCCUGGAUUUUCUAUUGUUUCUUAUUAAAAAUGAUGCAUUUUUGAGACAUCUGUAAUGAGGUUCAUCAUUUGAGCUACAAAUAAUAAUAUACAAGUAUAAAUACGAAAACCAAUAAAUGCAGUGUGCUAGCAUCACAAACAAACCAUCAUGGCAGCUGCUCACUCUGCUUGAACUGUUAGCCAGUCACAGCAUUAGACCCAUGGCAUCGCGAAAACAUCACUAUUCCGUCUUGUGAACUCAUAAAUGCCAUAGAUUGAACUCACACAAAACAUUAAAACACUCAUGUUUGAAUCUGAAAACACAAAAAAUAACAACCCUUAAACUACCAUUGGCCUCAGAGGCCCAUCCAUGAUUUUUAUCAUUUUGGAAAAUAAUUAUAAAAAUUUACUUCUGGAAUUGUCUUCAGUGUUGGUUCACAUUUCCUCUCAUAAGGACCCCGCAAACGUGUGUGGUUAGAAGCAAUUUUUGAAUAAUGAGAUGUCUGUCUGCACAGCAUCUGUUACAUUUGCUAUUGUUGACUGGCAUUGAUAUUCUUUCAUUGUUCAACAGUCCUCCUACUGAGAAACACGUGUAUUUUGGUGCAUUAUUUCAUACCUGUUGGCUUUUCUACCAACUGGAAAAUUUACAGAGAAGAAGACUAUCAGAUGAGGAGAUAAGGGCAUUAGUGGAGCAGUUUCUAACUCUGAAAACCCACCUAGUGAAUUUGAGUUUUCCAUUGAUAACGAUGUCGGUGGUGGUGGUGGUGGUGGUGGUGGUGGUGGUGGUGGUGUAGCAGAAAAUUUAAAAUCUAGCCCAAUUCUGUUCCACAUGUCUUAUUGUGUUCUCAUAAUGGGAAUGAAAUAUGAGCUACAGCCCCUCAGGCUGGAAUUUCUGGUAGAUGGAGCAAAAGUGAUGAUUUGAAAGAAGACCAAGGACCUACAAAGUGUUCGAUUAGGAACUGUGAUAAUGGAGGGUCUUGUUAUAUGUUUUUGUUUUUCAUACCCUUCACUGAGAAAGCGUGUAUGUGGACCAACAAGGUAGGUUGAAUCGCGUACAAGAACUGGGUAGUUAGAGAUUUGCACAAAAUGAAAAAAAAUUCUUCAGGUUCUGAUCCUGACUAGUCUUUAUAAGUCAAGAAAUGAAGGUGUCAGUCAGUUUUGGAGAUUUGAGAAUGGCCGAACCGCUGUUCAAUGAAAUUGUCGUGCAGCCAUUUCCAUGCUACUCUGAGGAUGUUGCACUUUGACACUGCAGCAGCCCGAUGUGAACAGGGCCUGAUCUAGAGGUGGACAACCCAAACAUUUGCCCAGGGUGCCACAAUUUUGGCUGUAAGUGUGAGAAAAAUGUUGAUAUGUUCCGUACUCAAUCAUUUAAAAAAAUUACAACUUGCAAAUCUAAAAAGUAAGCUGUAGUCAUGCGAGUAGUUUCUGUCAUGUCAGUUAUCUACAAUUUCAUAAUUAUGAUAACUCCUCUCGCUGUGUGGUCUGUUAUGUGCGAUCGAGUGUGUCUGAUUGAUUUUCACAGUUUACUGAGAUGGCAAAGGGUCUCUGCUCCCUCUGAGAUGCCACUUUCACAGUUGUGUGAGCUAUUAUGUGGCUCACAGCAAAACAAGCAGCAGCUUUUUUUUUAAUUUAAGUACAUGUAUAAUCCAACUGUUGUUUAGUUUGAUGGAUACUGGUUUAUUGUAAAUAGAUUGUCAGAUUGAAACAAUAAAAGCAUCUUUAAAUAAAAUAAAUCUGUAAUUUA
Messenger RNA from Schistocerca serialis cubense, 4073 nucleotides. RefSeq lists its product as uncharacterized. The coding region runs from base 162 to 671 and encodes 169 amino acids. Lineage: Eukaryota; Metazoa; Arthropoda; Insecta; Orthoptera; Acrididae. The transcript is spliced from 3 exons. Gene Ontology annotation, biological process: spermatogenesis. The record is from RefSeq and is a predicted model, not a curated record.